Messenger RNA from Marchantia polymorpha subsp. ruderalis, 2494 nucleotides. NCBI's taxonomy places the organism in Eukaryota, Viridiplantae, Streptophyta, Marchantiopsida, Marchantiales, Marchantiaceae. The record is from the annotation of a GenBank genome assembly.
AGCGAGCCAGCUUCCUUCCUUCCUUCCUUUCCUCCGAGCACGUAUGCAUCCCAUUGACUGGACCUAGUCCUAGAUCGAAGCCUUGGAUCUCCAAGCUCAGGAUCAACAUCUAUGUUUUCCUGUCGGUCUGAUAUACAGAAUGUCCUGUCCGACAGCUCGAUCCCUCUGAGUCCGGCUACUUACAGUGAAAUUUGCUUGUGGUAAUUGCAUUCCAGUAGACUCGGUAGUGAGUGAUCUCCAGCAGAAGUAUUAUCAAUAUCAAUAUCAAGAUGAUGACAUUGGGAGGUGCUUCAAGAGGGGAAGGAUUGGGACCGGGGGAACUCCCGUCUUCUGCAGGUGGAGAAAGAGGAGACAUGGAUCCUUCGUCGACUGAGAUGGUGGCUCUGGAAGCAGGAGAAGGAGGCGGAGGAAAGUUGAGCGCAGAAGCUCUGGAGAUGGAGGAGCGGGAGACCUUUCUGACCCGAGGCUGGAGGCAGGCGAAUUUCGCACCAUCUCUCGUGGAGGUUCAUUCGAGUGUCAAGUGGCCAGAGGCGGGAUCCCCGUGGUACAAGAAGGUGCUCGCUCUUGUUGGGCUCGGAUUCAUGAUCAGCGUUGCGUACAUGGAUCCUGGCAACUGGGCCACGGACCUCGAAGGAGGUGCAAAGUAUGGCUACACUCUUCUGACUGUAAUUCUCCUCUCCAACCUCUGCGCCAUCUUCCUCCAGUCACUGUCUCUAAAACUUGGAGUGGUGGCCGAGAGAGACUUGGCUCAAGCUUGCCGAGAUGCAUACCCCAAGUAUGUGGUCUACUUUCUCUGGGUGAUCAUCGAGAUUGCCAUAGCUGCCACCGAUCUCGCCGAGGUUAUCGGCUCCGCCACAGCUCUCUACCUUCUGUUCAAAAUCCCCAUUUGGGCCGGGGUGCUCAUCACUGCCGUGGACACAUUGUUCAUCCUCGUCUUCGGAAUAAGAAGCUUCAGGUUUCUGGAGUUCAUCGUCGGUGGCAUGGCAUUCCUGAUAGCAGGCAUCUUCGCUUACGAGCUAGCGGUGGUGAAGCCCGAGUGGAGCAAGGUGGCCAAGGGGUUGGUGCCAGAUCCGAUCAUUCUCCAGGAUGCAAGCAUGCUGUACACUGCGAUUGGAAUUCUGGGAGCCACCGUCAUGCCUCACAGCCUCUUUCUGCACUCCAGCAUUAUUCAGACCAGAGCGUACCCACGAACCAAAGAGGGCAAGAAGAUGGCCAUUAAAUAUGGACGAUGGGACUCCAGCGUUUCGUUGAUGCUCGCCUUCUUUGUGAAUUCGUCGAUCCUCAUUCUCGCAGCUGCAGCUUUUUACUACGGCCCCAAUCCCAACCGAGACGUGGCUAAUAUCACCGAUGCUUACGAGCUGCUGGCUCCCGCGCUGGGAAGUCAAGCUGCAAAGAUCUUGUUCGGAGUUGGUUUGUUGGCCAGUGGGCAGAAUUCGACCAUCAUCGGUACCCUGGCUGGUCAGAUUGUCAUGGAGGGAUUUCUGAAGAUCCGAGUCAAGCCAUGGAUCAGAAGGUCCAUCACUCGAGGAAUUGCUGUAAUUCCUGCCACCAUCGUGGCUGCUGUUGGGGGCAACGCUGGAGCUGGAAGGCUGUUGGUAAUGAGCCAAGUGCUUCUGUCACUGACAUUGUCAUUCGCUGUUAUUCCCCUCGUUCACUUUACCAGCUCGACGGCGAAGAUGGGACCGAGCUUCGUCAAUGGCCGGAUCGUGAAAGUAGUGGCGUGUCUCGUCGCCACCAUCAUCGCGGGACUGAACAUUUUCCUUCUGUUUCAGAGCAUAAAGCAAAAUGAGUUCGGCAGUUCCAGCGGGGUCUGAUUUCUCGAGACAUGCAUGGACUUCUGCUGAGAUUCAUGCCGAUGCCUCCAGCAGCAGCUCUUGAAGUCUCCAUGUCAGAAAGUUAUGGCAUAUAUACGUGCUUGCUAUGUCAAAGUUGGAAGGAGUACUGCACUCCUUCUCGAGACUUGUAAUCGCCCAGACAUAGCAUCGAUCUAGGAAUCUUCCCUUGUAUCCAUUCUCGAUUGCGAUUGACCACGAUUGCGCAUUCACUGGCGCUGGAGACAUGCAGAUUCAUGAGCUGAAGCACUAGCUGGAAUAUGGAUCGAGGUCAGGGAGAGUACAUGUUAGGCUGCGACUGAAACCUUAAAUAAUAGAUCUUCUUCCAAGAAAAGAAGAUUCCAGUGUGACAGGCAUAGUAUGGCGUUUCUGAACACUGCAUAAAGCUUACACGGGAGGUAAGCGGGAGCUUAUUCUCAUGAUAAGGUUCCACCAUUAUUCAUCAAUGUACUUCUGGAGACAUGCAGAUUCAUGAGUUGAAGCACUAGCUGGAAUGUGGAUAGAGUUCAGUGAGAGUACAUGUUAGGCUGCGAUUGAAACCUUAACUGAUAGAUCUUCUCUACCUCUAUUCUACUUAUUAGCUCAAAGCCUAGAUUUGUCAUGGUCGUGAUAGUAAGAUUCAAACCUCCUGUUCUUAUAUCAUAUCAUUACGGAUGUACCGA